Melitaea cinxia (Glanville fritillary) is the source of this 2823-nucleotide messenger RNA. RefSeq names its product formin-binding protein 1-like (gene Cip4). The record is from RefSeq and is a predicted model, not a curated record. Lineage: Eukaryota; Metazoa; Arthropoda; Insecta; Lepidoptera; Nymphalidae. Bases 255 to 2045 code for a protein of 596 amino acids. The transcript has 14 exons. Gene Ontology annotation, molecular function: protein binding.
AGUCUUCUCUUUGCCUACUGUCAGUCUUCUUCGUACUUGUCAAGGAAAACAUUUGUUUCGGAUCUGUAGUCUGUGGUACGGUCAGUCAGCCAACAGUCAGCCAUGUUUAGUGUUUGAAAUGGUGGUGCCUCUAUUUCUUUCGUGACAAAAAUAUUAUAGUAGUGAAAGAUUUUUGUUAUUAUUUUAUUGUUAAACAAAGUGCUAGUGGGUUUUCAAUGUUUUUUGUGAAAAGUGAGUGAUAACCUGCCGUGACAAUGAACUGGGGUGUUGAGCUUUGGGAUCAAUAUGAUAACUUAGCCGCCCACACGCAUAAAGGAAUUGAGUUCUUAGACAAAUAUGGAAAUUUCGUCAAGGACAGGUGUGCGAUAGAAUUAGAAUAUGCAGGGAAACUCAGGAGGCUAGUCAAAAAUUACCAACCCAAAAGAAAAGAAGAGGAUGAGUACCAGUACACAGGAUGCAAAGCGUUCAGGCAGCUCCUUCAAGAGUUAGGAGACUUUGCGGGACAACGUGAAGUGGUAGCGGAAAAUUUACAGUCCAAUGUUGUUCGUGAGCUGCAUUUACUUGCCAAGGAGCUUCGGGAGGAGAGAAAGCAACAUUUAAACGAGGGCGCGAAACAAAUGGCGGUACUGAGUACGGCGGUGGGUGCUUUAGAAAGGACGCGGAGGUCUUACGAGCGCGCCGCGAGGGAAUCCGAACGGGCGCUCGAAGCCUUCCAGAAGGCUGAUGCCGAUUUCAAUCUAAGCCGGGCGGAAGUGGAGAAACAGAAGACGAACAUGAAGCUCCGGAGCCAGGCGUGCGAGGACGCGAAGCAGGAGUACAUGGACCAGCUGCGGAAGACGAACGAUGCGCAGCGGCAGCACUAUGAACAGAGGCUACCGCACGUUUUCAAACAGUUGCAGGAUUUAGAUGAAAAAAGGAUAAAGAAUAUAAAAAAUUUCAUGUUAAGUUCAGUGGAUGUCGAAAGAAAGGUCUUCCCCAUUAUAAUGCAGUGCCUUGACGGAAUGGAGCAAGCGGCUAAGAGUAUUAAUGAAAAAGAGGAUACACAGCUAGUGAUAGAGAGGUAUAAAUCUGGUUUCGUGCCGCCCGACGACUUCCGCUUCGAGCCGGCGACGGGCGCGGACGCGACCGACUCGGCCGCGACGACGCACGCGCACAACCACCUCACCGCCGCGCGCGGCACCGUCUCCGGCAACCGGAUCAAGAAGCGAGGCGGCCUGCUCUCUAUAUUCAGCUCCAAUAAGAACAACAUGUCUGUGGACGGAAAGGAGGAUUAUUCAGACCUGCCCCCGAAUCAGAAGAAAAAGAAACUUCAAGCGAAAGUGGAUGAAUUGACCAAGCAGGUUACUCAGGAACAAGCUGCGAAGGAAGGUCUUAUGAAAAUGAAAGGUGUAUACGAAACAAAUCCCAGUCUAGGAAAUCCAAUGACGGUAGAAGUUCAAUUGAACGAAUGCUGUGAUAAACUGAAAAAGUUGCUCACGCAAAAACGAAAGUACGAGGAGUUGCUCGAGGAGGCGAACAGCCAGGUGUGCGCGCCGCCGCCGCACCCCGCCGCGCGGACCAACGGCGCCGCGCCCGCGCCCGCCACCAGCAUCGGCUCGAACAGCGAGUCGCUGUCGCGCUCGGCGUCGGAGUCGUCGGUGAGCACGGGCGCGGGCGCGGGCGCGGGCGGCGGCGGGCGCGCGGCCGGCGGCUCGCCCGAGUCCGGCCUCGGCGGGGAGCUCGCCGCCGCGCACGCCGACCACGCCAACGGCGACCACGACGACCACGACGACCACGACCACGACCACGACAACGACCACGAGUCCGACUUCGACUACUACUAUGAGCCGGAUCUACAGCCGCUGGGCUAUUGCAAGGCACUUUAUGCGUUCGAAGCGAACGGCACGGGGUCGACGAUGCGCAUGGAGUGCGGCGAGCGGCUGCUGGUUUUGGAAACGGACGCGGGCGACGGCUGGACGCGUGUGCGGCGACACCACACGCGUGAGGAGGGCUUCGUGCCCACCACCUACAUCGCCACCACGCUCUACGCCGACGCGCGCCACUAGCACGGUGUACUCAGAAAAAGGUGGCGUUCUUGUGAUAACACUAAGCUUUCAGUGUGAAGAUAUAGUGUUCGCGGACUAUAGCCACUUCGGACUUUGUGCAAUUGUCUAUCAGUUAUUUGUGGCCUAUAUAUUUACAAGUAUUUUUGCUAUAAUUUAUCAUUAUUGAAAUUAGACUUAUUUUUUUAUCGUGUAUUUGAUUGUCCUGCGGCAGUGGUCAGAAUCAGAAGAAGAGGAAAUCAUAAUAACAUUCCAUGAUCUUAUUUAUUGUGUAUAUUGCCUGUUGCGUGGCGUACAUAUUUUCAUGUAUUGUCGUGCAAAAUAGUUUUAAAAUUUUAUUUUUAAUAUUAUAACACAUUUAGAUCUUCGUUGUGCCAGCUCUUUACGUGUUAAGAUUUUUUCGUACUUAUAAUAGUCAUUACUGCUUUUAUGUGAUCCCGCCAUUAAGUAUUCGAAAUUAUAGCAAAAAUAGAUUUUAUUAUACGUGUAAUAUAUGUAAACAUUGAAAAUAUCUGAAAAUAGAAAAAGUAAUAUCAAAUCGACUUAUCGUUUAGUAUUAAUGGAAUAAAGUAUCCGUAUCACAUGAUGUAUUAUAAAUUGCUUAUGUUAAAUGAAUCUUAUGUAGUUUUAAAUGCUAGCUGAAUGUGGUUAUUAGCCAAUGCUAUUUUCUGAAUAUUUGCUGUAUGCAAGAACUCUAUUGUAUUUAUAUAUAGUGAGAUGAGGGAUGAAUGAAUGCAUUUGAUUUUUUAUAUAAAAUAAAACUAUAUGAGGACUUAAAAAA